This is a messenger RNA of Triticum turgidum subsp. durum (durum wheat), 870 nucleotides long. The record is from the annotation of a GenBank genome assembly. Lineage: Eukaryota; Viridiplantae; Streptophyta; Magnoliopsida; Poales; Poaceae.
AUGGAAGUCAUCCCACAAGCCCAAUUGGCCUUGAUUGAGUGCCCUACAGGAACAAUUCCAAUAUUGCGCAACAACAGAAGGGUCCACAUGCCAGUAGAAACUAUUGAUAAAGUGAUUACCAAUGAAGAACAUGAGGUUGCAGGAGUAGAGUAUUUUGAUGUGCUAUAUGGAACGCGGGCUAAAAUAAAUAUCUAUAAUCCUAUGGUGAAGAAUAAUAGUAAGGAUCUAAGUGCAUCGUGGAUACAAAUUAAUAAGAUAAUAAAAGCAGGUGUUGCAGAUGGGAUAGGGGCUGGUUCUUGGGUAUAUCCAAGCUACAGUUGUGACAAGUUUGCUAGGUUUCAUGUUGCUUGGGUUGAUGGCUUAAAGACUUGCCCUGAUCAUGAUUGUGGGACUUUCGUGCAAGUUAGCUCAAGUGUUGGUAUAGGAGGAAAACUUAAACCAGUUUCUGUCUAUAAAGGACCACAAUACAUGAUAGAUGUUACUAUUUUCAAGGAUCCAAUGACUAGACAUUGGUGGGUGGCUUAUGGUCCACAAAACAUACAUAUUGGAUACUGGCCAAGGGAAAUUUUCCAUUUCAUGAAGGAUGAAUGUAAUUAUGCAUUAUGGGGUGGAUAUGUUCAAGGUCCGACGGCGUCAUCAGACUCUCCACAAAUGGGUAGUGGCCAUUUUGCUUCCGAAGGACUUGGAAAAGCAGCAUUUGUAAGAAAUAUCGAAAUUUUAAAUAAGGAAAACAAGUAUGUUAUUCCAGAUGACAGGAAAUUUGGGUAUGUCGCCACCAAUUUAUCCAAAUAUACUGCAAAUAGUUAUGUUGAUGGACAUAGCCACUUUGGUGUGCAUACUUACUAUGGUGGACCUGGUGGUUUUGUUUGA